This is a messenger RNA of Agrilus planipennis (emerald ash borer), 1496 nucleotides long. Its product is annotated as protein LTV1 homolog. The record is from RefSeq and is a predicted model, not a curated record. Gene Ontology annotation, cellular component: nucleus; cytosol; preribosome, small subunit precursor. NCBI's taxonomy places the organism in Eukaryota, Metazoa, Arthropoda, Insecta, Coleoptera, Buprestidae. The transcript is spliced from 6 exons. Gene Ontology annotation, biological process: ribosomal small subunit biogenesis; ribosomal small subunit export from nucleus. The coding region runs from base 81 to 1403 and encodes 440 amino acids.
CAUAUCUAUGGUUCAUAUACGUGUAGCAUAACCAUAGUAUCACUAAAUUUAAUUUUAAUUUAUUUUCAGAUAUAAUAAAUAUGCCUAAAAAGAAAAAAUUUGUUAACAAGAAAUGCUCCGUUACUUUUUAUUUGGGGCAUCGCAGUCAACAAGAUCCCCUCAUUGCAGAUGAAAAAGCUCCUCAGCGUGUUCUUGUGGAAGUAUCGAACAAAACUAAGGUGGAUCAAAAUAAACAAGUUGAAGAGCAGCAUAAAUAUGGAAUUUAUUUUGAUGAUGAUUAUAAUUAUUUGCAACAUCUAAAGAGCAGCAAUGAAGAAAAUGAAAAGUUUGUUAACAUCAGGGCUAGCUGCAGUGAACAAAAAAUACAACUUCCAAGUUCCGUGUUUGCUACUGGUAUACAAGAAGAUAUUGGUUUAUUACUAAAAGCAGCUCCGCGUUGUGGACCUCACCCUGAUUUGGAUCCAGACAUUGUUGCAGCAUUAGAUGAUGAUUUUAAUUAUGAAGAUCCAGACAACAUACUAGAAGACAAUUUUAUAGAAUUGGCAAAUAAAAAUAAAAAUGAAAUUAAUCCAAAGGAAAAUUUUAGCAGUGAAUUUGAGACCUUUGAUGAAACAAAUUAUGUAAAAGAGCAUUGUUUUAUGAAUAAGUAUGAUGACAAUAAAUCUCGGUUCACUGAAUAUUCCAUUAGCAGUUCCACUAUUACUAGAAAUCAGCAGUUAGAAUUGUUGGAUAAAAAAUUUGAACAAGCAUUUGCUAACUACGAAGAUGACAAUAUAGGACCAUUAGACUGUUAUGAAAUCGAAGGGUUUGUUCCUUAUGACACUUCCUUAUUACUGCAGUACUCGAACAAACCUCAACAGGGAAAUUAUUACAAAAUACCUUCACACAGCAUUAAGAGAUUGUCCAACAUUGCAGAGCUACAAAAUGAAAAUAGUGACAGUGAAGAUUUAAUUUCAGUAGAAGUUAACAAAAACUUAAAAUGGGAUUGUGAAUCUAUUUUGAGUACUAACUCAAACAUUUACAAUAGACCCAAAAUCAUUAUGGAACCAUCUAAGCAGAAAAUCAAGAUUAAUUUACAUACAGGAAUGCCUGUUAACGUUUUUGGAAAAAAUAAAUUAACUCAGAAUAAUCUAAUUCAGUUAAACAAACAAAAUAAUGACUUGGGUAAUGAUUGCAAUACUGUAUCAUCUGUUAUGUCGACAUUGUCACAGUUGUCAGUCAGACCCAAAGGUGAAGGUACAGAAGACAGAAAGCAAAGGAAACAAUUGUUGAAAGACUAUAGGAAAGAAAGAAGAAAAGAGAAGAAAAACAACAGAGUGGCAUUUAAAGUUGAAUGUCAGCGUCAGUCGAAAGUUGCCGUUGCUACAGCAAACCAUUUUGCUGGUAAUACAAUUCUUCAUUAGGCUAAAAUGUUGUUAAUUUUGUCCCAGCAAAAGAGUUAAAUUAAUGUAAACAUUAUCUUUUGAUUAAAUAAUUAUUGUAGUUGUUAAAACGUA